GUCAUUAUAUUUUUAAUAUAUUUUAUUAAUUUUUAGCCAAAACUCUAUGCAGGAGAAUUAUUGGACAUGGUAGCUUCCUACUUCAACUUAAAAGAGAAAGAAUAUUUUGGAUUGGCAUUUUUAGAUGAAACGAAUCACUACAAUUGGCUGCAGUUGGACAAACGGGUUUUGGAACAUGAUCUUCCCAAGAAAUCAUCUCAAGCGCCGUUUGUUCUUUAUUUUCUUGUGAAGUACUUUGUGGAGAGUAUAACCGAAUUAAGAUGCAGUCACAGCGUGGAAGCGUUCUAUCUACAGGCAAAGUCACUUGUUUUUAAGGGUGUUAUAGAAACAGAUAGUGAGACAGCUUUUCAAUUAGCAGCUCUAGUUCUUCAAGCAACAUAUGGUGAUUAUGUUGAUGACAUAACUACUAGAGACUAUUUGAAAAGACUUCCUGUUUUACGAGAAAGUACCCUAAAAGAACAUUUUUCUAUAUCAUUGUGUGAAGAUAAAGUUAUAGAAUUUUAUAAACAUCUAGUUGGUCAAACAAAAGGAGAAGCCGUUGUAAAUUACCUUAGCAUUGUUGAAAGGCUACCUACUUAUGGGAUUCAUUAUUAUGAAGUAAAGGAUAAGAAAGGUGGUUCUUGGUGGUUAGGUAUAAAUCAUAAAGGAAUUAGUCAAUAUGAUUAUUCAGACAGAAAAUCUCCUAGACAAGUAUUUCUUUGGAAGCAGUUAGAUAAUUUGUAUUAUAGAGAUAAGAAAUUCUCCAUAGAAGUGCAUGAAGUCAGAAGAGUAGUUCAUGCUUUAAGUAGUUUUAAUUUAUAUGAAGAUGCUAUUGAAGAGCCAGUAGAAGAUUAUGAUGAACUUUCUGAUGCAAUUUGUGAUCCAACUACACAAGUAUCAGUUAGUAGAAGAACAUUUGGUCCUGCAAAAGUUACAGUGUUUGUUUGGAUUGCUUCCACACCUUCUUUAACAAAAUGUAUCUGGUCAAUGGCUAUAUCUCAACAUCAGUUCUAUUUGAAUCACAAGCACAGAAAAAGUCAAGUAUAUGUUACACGUAGUCUAGGCCAAAUAGCAGCUGAUUUAUGUCGUAGCAUUCAAUCACUCUCUUCUACAAGUUCUUAUUCUAAUUUAAGUCGAAGUGCCAGUUCAAAUAGUUUGCCUGUUUUUCAAAUAGAUAAUUGUCAAAGUGAAGAAAGUAGAGUUGCAAGAUUAGAAAUGUUAUCAGCUUUAAAAGCAAGAAAAGAAGCCUUAGAAGAGGCAUUAUCAAAGAAAACAGAAGAAUUGAAAGCUUUGUGUUUGAAAGAAGGGGAAUUGAGUGGUGAAUUACCUAUAGAAACACCUUUAUCUCCUGGAGAACCUAUUCCUCAAGUUAGACGAAGGAUAGGCACUGCUUUCACUUUAAGUGAUCAAUUGAUAUGUAAAUUAAAAUCUAAAGAAGUAAGUAGAUAUAAAAGCAAGUUUUAAGUAUUAAAUUGUAAU
This is a messenger RNA of Centruroides sculpturatus (bark scorpion), 1458 nucleotides long. RefSeq names its product FERM domain-containing protein 4A-like. Lineage: Eukaryota; Metazoa; Arthropoda; Arachnida; Scorpiones; Buthidae. Gene Ontology annotation, molecular function: cytoskeletal protein binding. The coding region runs from base 67 to 1443 and encodes 458 amino acids. The record is from RefSeq and is a predicted model, not a curated record. Gene Ontology annotation, biological process: establishment of epithelial cell polarity. Gene Ontology annotation, cellular component: cytoskeleton. The transcript is spliced from 14 exons.